Messenger RNA from Leptonychotes weddellii (Weddell seal), 1913 nucleotides. The record is from RefSeq and is a predicted model, not a curated record. Lineage: Eukaryota; Metazoa; Chordata; Mammalia; Carnivora; Phocidae.
AUGGCAGACUGGCACCAGGAGGGGCAGUGGAAAGCUCUGCAUCCUCGGGCCUGGCGUCGGUUACAUACUAUCUACCAGUCUGUGGAGCUGCCAGAGACGCACCAGAUGCUGCGCCAGACGUGCCGGGAAUUUGCUGAGAAGGAGCUGGUUCCCGUUGCAGCCCAGAUGGACAAGGAACAUCGCUUCCCGGCGGCCCAGGUGAAGAAGAUGGGCAAACUCGGGCUUCUGGCCAUGGAUGUGCCUGAGGAGUUCAGCGGCGCCGGCCUCGAUUACCUGGCCUACGCCAUUGCCAUGGAGGAGAUCAGCCGGGGCUGUGCCUCGACAGGAGUCAUCAUGAGUGUCAAUAACUCCCUCUACUUGGGGCCUAUCCUGAAGUUCGGCUCCAAGGAGCAGAAGCAACAGUGGAUCACCCCUUUUACCGGUGGCGACAGAAUUGGCUGCUUUGCGCUCAGUGAACCAGGGAACGGCAGCGACGCGGGAGCCGCCUCCACCACUGCCCGAGCAGAGGGGGACUCAUGGGUCCUGAAUGGCACCAAGGCCUGGAUCACCAAUUCCUGGGAGGCCUCCGCCGCCAUCGUCUUCGCCAGCACAGACAGAUCCUUGCAGAACAAGGGCAUCAGUGCCUUCCUGGUUCCCAUGCCGACGCCUGGGCUCACGCUGGGGAAGAAGGAAGACAAGCUGGGCAUCCGGGCCUCAUCCACUGCCAACCUCAUCUUUGAGGACUGUCGUAUCCCCAAGGACAGCCUGCUGGGGGAGCCGGGGAUGGGCUUCAAGAUAGCCAUGCAAACCCUGGACAUGGGGCGCAUUGGCAUCGCCUCCCAGGCCCUGGGCAUCGCCCAGGCCGCCCUCGAUUGUGCUGUGAACUACGCUGAGAAUCGCAGGGCCUUUGGGGCGCCCCUCACCAAGCUCCAGAGCAUCCAGUUCAAGUUGGCGGACAUGGCCCUGGCCCUGGAGAGCGCCCGGCUGCUGACCUGGCGUGCUGCCAUGCUGAAGGAUAAUAAGAAGCCUUUCACCAAGGAAGCAGCAAUGGCCAAGCUGGCCGCGUCGGAGGCAGCCACUGCUAUCACCCACCAGGCCAUCCAGAUCCUGGGAGGCAUGGGCUACGUGACAGAGAUGCCGGCCGAGCGCCACUACCGCGAUGCGCGCAUCACCGAGAUCUAUGAAGGCACCAGCGAGAUCCAGAGGCUGGUGAUCGCCGGGCACCUGCUCAAGAGCUACCGGAGCUGAGCCGCGAGGCAGGGCCGACGAGCGCCCCGCUCAGGUGCCAGGCUGGCCUGAGGACCACGGGAAAGGGGGGCAGGAGCCGUGAGGCUUUAACCCUGACGCUUGGUCUGGGACCCUGGGGGGUGGACAGCUGGGGGCCAUGCCUCUUCUUGCCAGGACCUCCCGGCCCCAGCCCUCUGCUGUGGACUCACCUGCCGCGCCCACCUCCACCCACCCCAGACCCAACUGCCUGGGGGUAAGUCUGGGAGAAAGGAAAGGUGAGGGGCGGUGACCUGCAUCGGAGGACCCCCAGUCUUCAGCUCCGUUUUUUGACUUUGCUUCCUCUUCACACCUGUGCCUUGUUCUCUUCAUCCAAGUGGACCUGGCCUCCUGGAGGCGGGGCCUUGGGAAGGGCUGACUUACCACUGUGGGACCCCCAUUUCCGUUCUCAGCAGGAGACCCAGGUGGGACAGGCUCUUGGAUGCGCCUGCUCUUUUCCCUGAGGUCAGGGGUCAGGAGGAGGAGUGGGGGCCCGCGGUGGGGGCCAGAACGACCGGUGGUCUCGGGAAGGCCAGCUGGCUCCUCGGGAAGCACCUGGAACCCCGUAAGCCGGUUCUUCAUAAAUUAUAAAUGCGUGGGAAGGGGUCUGAAUCAUUCUUGAGGACAAUCGAUUGUGGAGACGAAGUAAUAAAGCAUACCUGUGCCCUGGU